Messenger RNA from Caenorhabditis remanei, 519 nucleotides. RefSeq lists its product as uncharacterized. The transcript is spliced from 5 exons. The record is from RefSeq and is a predicted model, not a curated record. NCBI's taxonomy places the organism in Eukaryota, Metazoa, Nematoda, Chromadorea, Rhabditida, Rhabditidae. Bases 1 to 519 code for a protein of 172 amino acids.
AUGGAGUUAUGGUACUAUCCGACACUUGGAAGCCCAUUAUUGUUACAUCGUUUAUCAUAUUCUACAGAGCAUUCUCAUAUUGGUAUAGUAGAUUCAUCGGUUGCGCCGAGUCUUAUCAAUAUGGUUAUUAUCAAUGGAUUGGUUUUUAUGCUUCCUGUUCUGGCAUAUUUUCUUAGAAGAAAAGUGAUUGCAAUCAUUGCUCCUUCAAUUGAUGGGGUAUCUGCUGCAAAGGGAUCGCAGAGUAGAACUUUCUUAAAUGGUCUCACUAUCCAAGUCCUCAUGCCAUUCCUUCUCUACGUGCCAGUGUUUUUCUGCCAACAGUUUACUUUUUUCACCAAAAUCGAGCUACUAUUCCAACAAUACUUCAUCUUUGUCUGUCCCGCAAUGCCAACUGUCGUAGAUCCUCUUAUUUCUCUCUACUUUGUGAAACCUUAUAGAAAACAAAUCAAAAUUUGGUUAAACAUGGAGAGGAAAGAAAUUCCUAUUAAUCAGAGUCCUUCUGUCUUUAUUGUUGUAUGA